This is a messenger RNA of Plutella xylostella (diamondback moth), 749 nucleotides long. Its product is annotated as tetratricopeptide repeat protein 36. The record is from RefSeq and is a predicted model, not a curated record. NCBI's taxonomy places the organism in Eukaryota, Metazoa, Arthropoda, Insecta, Lepidoptera, Plutellidae. Gene Ontology annotation, molecular function: protein binding.
UCAUCUAGUUUGUAUAAAGUAAUCUCAGAGUGAAGACCUGUGGCGUGGUACCUAUCAAAUAAAAGAAACAUUCAAAACAAAAUACACUUUAUUAAAAAAAUAUAGAUUACAAUGGAAGGUCUAAGUGAUAGAGAUCAGGCGGUGUUGCGGAGCAUUAUGGACCCCACCGCCACUCUUGGUGACUUGACUGAUGAUAGUGAUAAUUUUCCAGAAGACAAUGCACCUACAUCUGACAGCGACCGCUUGUCGGCGGAGCUGUGCGCGCGCGGCGCGGCGCUGGCGGAGGGCGGGCGGCUGGGCGAGGCGCUGGCGCUGAUGGGCGAGGGCGUGGCCGCCGCGCCCGCCCGCCCCGACGCGUACAACGACCGCGCGCAGGUGCUGCGUCUCAUGAUGAGGGACACGGAAGCGCUAUCAGACAUCGAGCGAGCCCUCUCCCUGACAGCCGGGUCCCGCUGCCGGGCGCGCGCGCUGGCGCUGUGUCAGCGCGGGCUGCUGCGGCGCAAGGCCGGUGCGGAGGCCGACGCACGUGCAGACUUCGUCGAGGCCGCCGACCUAGGCAGCGCUUUUGCCAAGAAGCAGGCCGUGGAGCUAAACCCGUAUGCCGCCCUCUGCAAUCAAAUGUUGAGCCAAGUUCUCCGCGGGGACAAAGAAAUUAAACUUUAAAUGCAGCAUUUUCUGAACAGCGCCAUCUAUCGUCAGGAAUAUAGUUUACGGUAUCAGUUGAAAAAUAAAACACUUUUCAAAUCUAA